CAUCAGUGACUUUAAAAAAAAAAAACUUUCGGACGUUUCGGAGACUUUACCGAGAAGAAUCAAGGGGGCCUAAGUCAUCUUCCAAAGUCCAAGUAUAAGGAUUUUAAAAAAUAAAGUCACGCACCUUCGCCGAAAACUGAGGACUUGUUUUAAUACCUUGAAAACAUGUCAACUUCUGAUGAAACAGAAGGGCUGCGACCACGAUAUGGGUCUGUCCUGGAUGGCGUGGAGCGGCUCACAGCCGAGGAGAUGGACGAACGGCGGCAGCAGAACAUGGCCUACGAGUACUUGUGUCAUCUGGAAGAGGCCAAGCGAUGGAUGGAGGCAUGUUUAGAUGAGGAGCUACCCCCCACCACAGAGCUGGAGGAGGGCCUCCGUAAUGGCGUGUACCUGGCCAAGCUUGGCAACUUCUUCGCCCCGCACAUUGUCUCCCUGAAGAGGAUUUACGACCGUGAGCAGACGCGGUACAAGGCCACCGGGCUGCACUUCAGACACACAGACAAUGUGAUUCAGUGGUUGAACGCCAUGGCGGAUAAAGGCCUUCCCAAGAUCUUCUAUCCUGAGACUACAGACAUCUACGACAGGAAGAACAUGCCUCGCUGCAUUUACUGUAUCCACGCGCUCAGCCUGUACUUGUUCAAGCUUGGCCUUGCCCCACAGAUCACGGACUUGUAUGGAAAGGUCGACUUUACAGAGGAGGAGAUUAACAACAUGAAGAGCGAGCUGGAGAAGUACAACAUUCAGAUGCCUGCUUUCAGCAAGAUCGGCGGCAUCCUGGCCAAUGAGCUGUCCGUGGACGAGGCAGCUUUGCACGCUGCCGUGAUCGCCAUCAAUGAUGCUGUCGACCACGGAGACCCAGCAGGCACACUGGCAGCCAUGAGAAACCCCAACGCCAUGCUGCUCAACCUGGACGAGAGUGCCGCACAGCACUACCAGGACACACUGUAUCGGGCCAAAGCAGAGAAAGUGGCCAACUCCCGAAAGAGGAUUGGGGAGAACAUGGAGGUGGAGAGGGAUGUAUAUGAGGAACUGCUCACACAUGCUGAAAUCCAGGGCAAUGUCAAUAAAGUCAACUUGUCCAACGCCCUGGGCUCGGCGGAGCUCGCCCUGCUGAGCGGAGAUGAGGAGCGGCUCUAUGAAGCCCUCUCCACAUCAGCUUUGGGCCUCCGUUCACUGCAGGAGAAGAAUAAGGGCUGGUACCUCAAGCAGCUGGCAGCAGACCGAGAGGCCAAAGACCAGAGUACUCCCGGAGAACCCCUGAACAAAGAGGAACUCCAGAGUGGGGUGGAGGUGGCCAACCACAUUGCAGAAGGCUAUUCAAAAAUGCUGCAGGCGGUGGACAGGAUCAAUGCGGCCAUUAAGAGGGACGUGGCGGAGGACACCGUGAACGAGCUGAUGAAUCCAGAUGCACAGCUUCCUCAGGUGUACCCCAGCGCUGCUGAACUCUACCAGAGAGAGCUCUUCAGCCUGCAGCAGCAAAGUUCUGAGGGCUCCCUCAUGCACCCAGAGCUGCUGGUGGCAGUGGAGAUGCUGUCGUCGGUGGUCCUGAUUAACGAGGCCCUAGCCGUGGGCAACCGGGUGGCCGUGUGGAAGCAGCUGAGUAGCCCCGUCACAGGUCUCAGUAACGUGGAAGACGAGUACACUCAGAGGUACAUGGACGAGCUGAUGCGUCUCAAGGCUGUGGCUAGGGAAGAGGGCAGCGAGUACCUGACCUGGAAUGACAUCCAGGCCUGUGUGGACCAGGUGAACAGCACUGUCCAGGAGGAGCAUGAGAGGAUCGCUGCGAUUGGCCUGAUCAACGAGGCUCUGGAUGAGGGUGACCCCAAGAAGACGCUGGAGACUCUGCAGCUCCCUGCCGCCAAGCUGACAGACGUGGCUCCGCCCAUCGCUCAGCACUAUUUUGACAAGCUCCUGGAGGCGCGGAGGGAGAAGGCUCACGAGACCCAGGACCCAUCAGCUGUGCUCUGGUUGGAUGAGAUCCAGGAGGCUGUCUUUGAAUCCAAUAAAGACACAGAGGAGGCCCAGCAAUUCUCUCAGGCAAUCCAGGCUAUUAACGAGGCCGUGGAUAGUGGGGAUGCAGCAAACACGCUGGUGACCCUGCGUGCACCUGGUGCCAGUCUGUAUGGUGUGACCCCAGAGUGUGCCCAGACCUACCAGGACGAACUGGCCAAGGUCAAGGAGGCCAAAAAGAAGGAGGGUGAUAAUGGCAGUGACUGCAUGAGGCACUGGGUCAAAGGAGGGCAUAACUACUACUACAACCUGAGCACCAAAGAGGGCACGUGGGAUGAGCCUCCCAACUUUGUGCAGAACAACACACAGCUGAAUAAGGAUGAAAUCCAGUCUUCUGUGUCUGGCGUGACUGCUGCCUACAACCGGGAGCAACUGUGGCUGGCCAAUGAGAGCCUGAUAGCCAAGCUGCAAGCACGUUGCCGUGGGUUUAUGGUGCGGCGGGGUCUGAAAGAGCGUCUCAACUAUUUAAAAUCCCAGGACCCUGCAAUCCAGUGUAUACAGGCCCACUGGAAGGGUUUCAAAGAAAGAAAGGCAUUCAAUGGAAGGAAACAGUACUUGAAGGACCACACCGAAGAUGCUGUCAAGAUCCAGUCAAUGGUUAGGAUGCACCAGGCUCGCAAAAAAUACAGAGAUCGCCUACAAUACUUCAAAGACCAUAUUAAUGAUGUGGUGAAAAUUCAGGCCUUCAUCCGAGCCAACAAAGCGAGGGAUGACUACAAGACUCUUAUCAAUGCGGAUGAUCCUCCGAUGGCGGUCGUCCGUAAGUUUGUGCACCUGUUGGAUCACAGUGACCAGGAUUUCCAGGAGGAGCUAGAACUGAUGCGCCUGCGUGAGGAAGUGAUCACGAACAUCCGCUCCAACCAGCAACUUGAGAAUGACCUCAACCUGAUGGACAUCAAGAUCGGCCUGCUGGUGAAGAAUAAGAUCACACUGCAGGAGGUGGUUUCCCAUAGCAAGAAGCUGACCAAGAAGAACAAGGGUGAGCUCUCCAACCUUAUGAUGAUGAACAAACAGAAGGGAGGCCUGAAGGCCCUCAGCAAAGAGAAGCGAGAGAAACUGGAAGCCUAUCAGUACCUCUUCUACCUGCUGCAGACCAAUCCCAGCUACCUAGCUAAGCUGAUCUUCCAGAUGCCCCAGAACAAGUCCACAAAGUUCAUGGACUCUGUGAUUUUCACAUUAUACAACUAUGCCUCCAACCAGCGUGAAGAGUACCUAUUGCUCAAUCUCUUCAAAACAGCACUGCAAGAGGAAAUCAAAUCAAAAGUGGACCAGAUCCAGGAGAUUGUGACUGGGAAUCCCACAGUCAUCAAGAUGGUGGUGAGCUUUCACAGGGGAGCUCGGGGUCAGAAUGCCCUGAGGCAGAUUCUCGCUCCUGUUGUCAAAGAAAUCAUGGAAGACAAGACGCUAAACAUCAAAACCGAUCCAGUGGAUAUUUAUAAAAGCUGGGUGAAUCAGAUGGAGUCUCAGACUGGAGAGGCCAGCAAACUGCCUUAUGAUGUCACCCCAGAACAAGCAAUGAGCCAUGAGGAGGUUCGCACGCGCCUUGAGGCCUCCAUCAAGAACAUGCGGACAGUUACAGACAAAUUCCUAUCGGCCAUUGUAGUUUCCGUUGACACAAUACCGUAUGGGAUGCGCUUCAUUGCCAAGGUGCUGAAGGAUACGCUUCAUGAAAAGUUCCCUGAUGCCACCGAGGAUGAGCUUUUGAAGAUCGUUGGAAACCUACUGUAUUAUCGCUACAUGAAUCCGGCCAUUGUAGCUCCGGAUGCCUUUGACAUAAUUGACAUGUCAGCAGGGGGUCAACUGACCACAGACCAACGGCGGAACCUGGGAUCAAUUGCUAAAAUGCUGCAGCACGCUGCCUCCAACAAGAUGUUUCUUGGAGACAAUGCCCAUCUAAACCCCAUCAAUGAGUACCUUACCAACUCCUACCAGAAAUUUAGCAGACGGUUUUUCUUGGCAGCCUGUGACGUGCCGUCGCUAGAGGACAAAUUCAAUGUGGAUCAGUACUCUGACCUGGUCACCGUGAGCAAACCUGUUAUCUACAUCUCCAUUGGCGAGAUCAUCAAUACUCACACGCUUUUGCUGGAUCACCAGGAUGCCAUUGCUCCAGAGCACAAUGACCCACUUCAUGAGCUGCUAGAGGAUUUGGGAGAGGUACCUACAAUAGAAUCUCUGAUAGGUGAGAACCCGCUACCCCCUGACGACCCUAAUAAGGAAAUGAUGGGGAAGACUGAGGUCUCUCUCACCCUCACUAACAAAUUUGAUGUCCCUGGGGAAGCUAAUGCUGAAAUGGAUGCCAAAACUCUUCUCCUAAACACCAAGAGGCUCAUUGUGGAUGUGAUCCGGUUUCAGCCUGGAGAAACGCUCUCUGAAAUCCUGGAAUCAUCUUCAACACCAGAGCAGGAGGCAGAGUAUCAGCGGGCCAUGCAGAGGCGAGCCAUCCGCGAUGCUAAGACCCCUGAGAAGAUGAAGCAGGCCAAACCAGUGGUGGAUGACAGCCUCACUCUGCAGGGCAAGAAGGAGAAGAUCAAGAGCAACCUACAGAGGCUGGCUGAGUUGGGCAAAGUUCACCCAGAAAACAGAUACCAGGAUCUCAUUAAUGACAUCACCAAGGACAUCAGAAAUCAGAGGAGGUACCGUCAGCGAAGGAAGGCAGAGCUUGUGAAACUUCAGCAGACCAACGCUGCUCUCAACUCCAAGUCCAGCUUCUACAAUGUGCAGAUAGACUACUACAAUCAGUAUAUUAAGACCUGCAUGGAUAAUCUAGCCAGCAAGGGCAAGGUAUCGAAGAAGCCUGGAGACAACAAGGCCAAGAAGAGCAAGCAGGUGUCACAGAAGUACACAGCAGCACGGCUGCAUGAGAAAGGAGUGCUAAUCGAGAUUGAGGAUCUGCAGACGAACCAGUUUAAGAACGUAAUUUUUGAGAUCUCCCCAUCUGAGGUUGUGGGAGUGUUUGAUAUAAAAGCCAAGUUUAUGGGAGUCCAUUUGGAGACGUUAAUGUUGGAAUACCAGGAUCUCCUGCAAUUACAGUAUGAGGGGGUGGCAGUCAUGAAGCUCUUUGACCGGGCCACUGUAAAUGUCAACCUGCUCAUUUUCUUGCUUAAUAAGAAAUUUUAUGGCAAGUAGAGACUCUGGGAAUGGCUUUACAGACUAUUGUGUACAAAAAUAUGCCCACACCAAAUGACAUCAAGCCCCUGCAGUCCAGUUAUCUUUCCUGCACUACUUGCAGUAUACCAUUUGGGCCUUGACCUCAAAGGAUGUUUCUCUUCAUGUACUACAUUUGUAAGGGCAUCAUAUAAGUCUUUUGUUUCCAUAAUUAUGCUUUUUAAUUGUGACAUGUUGGAAAAAAUGGUUAAUGGCAAAAAUGUACCUGCAUUAGUUAGGUUUGUUCUGUUGCAAACAGUGCUUGCAUGAGCUUUAGAUACAAUGUAUAUGUAAAGAAUUUUUUUUUUUGUUUUUGCCUUUAAAUUUAGGAUAACAUGUUUCUCAGUAUCCCUAGUCUUAUAGGAAGUAUGCAGCAGUAUAAUUAAACAAUGUCCAAACUACAUAUCACAGGGAUCUCGUCACCUACAAAGAUUUUUGUAAUGCAAAUUAAAAUUAAAUUAUUGGGGAAAUGUUCUUAUAUAAAUAAAAAUAUAAAAUAUUUUUCCCCCUAUAUGCUGGAUGGAUUUUAAGUUUACCUCCAUCUAUUUUUUUUCUCUUGUACUUUGCAUUGCCUUGAAUAAACUGUUGUAUGUACAA
This is a messenger RNA of Electrophorus electricus (electric eel), 5751 nucleotides long. RefSeq names its product IQ motif containing GTPase activating protein 1 (gene iqgap1). Gene Ontology annotation, cellular component: cell cortex; nucleus. Gene Ontology annotation, molecular function: calmodulin binding; GTPase activator activity; actin filament binding. The record is from RefSeq and is a predicted model, not a curated record. Gene Ontology annotation, biological process: fibroblast migration; epidermal growth factor receptor signaling pathway; positive regulation of protein kinase activity. Lineage: Eukaryota; Metazoa; Chordata; Actinopteri; Gymnotiformes; Gymnotidae.